This is a messenger RNA of Fopius arisanus, 3537 nucleotides long. RefSeq names its product symplekin (gene Sym). The transcript has 3 exons. The record is from RefSeq and is a predicted model, not a curated record. The coding region runs from base 149 to 3514 and encodes 1121 amino acids. Gene Ontology annotation, cellular component: mRNA cleavage and polyadenylation specificity factor complex. Lineage: Eukaryota; Metazoa; Arthropoda; Insecta; Hymenoptera; Braconidae.
GCCUCUACUUCAGUCAAUCCUCUCUGCUGUGGUGUUACCCCUCCCUCCUAUAAAUAAAGUACCGGUAAACGACAAAUUUGACUUUUCUCUCGCAUUACUCCUCAUCCCCAUCACCAUAAUUAUCCAAAGGGGAGAGAAUUCCAUAUGAAUGCCUAAUAGCCACCAUAAAAUAUCCAUGGAUCCCCGUCUGAAGAAGAAGAUUGAGCCGGAGAGAGGCUCUAACGACAUGGUUGUGGAUUGGCUGAACGAGGCGUCAAUGACGAACAACGACACGAUCAAGAUUGCAAACCUGUCGAAACUCCAGGAAAUCCUCAUAAAUAAGGACAUCGAUCUGUUGGAUUCCUACCUGGAGGAAGUCCUGCAGUUCUCUCUGGACAAGAACUCAGAAGUCAGGAAAACCAUUUGCAGCUUUAUCGAGGAAGCAGGAGACAAACGUCCAGAGGCAAUUCCUCGAAUGCUCCAAACCCUCUUGAGAUUAGUGUCAGACGAUGCCCCAGUGGUGACCAAACGUGCACUCCGAACCUGUGGAAAGAUUCUUCGAGCAGCCCUGAAAUGGGUAUCGAGUGCUGCUGUUGUCACCCUGGAGAUGGAGACAGCUUGGGGACAGUUGAGUGACCUGAAGAGCCAGAUAAUCAAUAUGAUAGACAGCGACAACGAUGGAAUCCGAACUCAGGCAGUUAAAUUUCUGGAGGGAGUGGUGCUCCUUCAGACAUACCCUGACCCAGACUCCCCACGAAAGCCGGAUGAUUUUUCCCUGGAGGAUAUUCCCCUUACUUUAAAAAUAGCGAGAAGGAGAAAAUUAGAAGAGGAAGCAAACCACGUAAUGGAAUUAUUGAUAAAAUUCCACGGUUCCCCCCACGUCAGCAGCUUGAAUUUGAUGACCUGCAUGGGCAGUCUCGCUCUCAUCGCCAAGACACGUCCCCAGUUCAUGUCCAACGUCAUCGCAGCCCUCCAACGUCUUCAGAAUGACCUGCCCCCCACAUUGUCCGACUCCCAGGUGACGAGUGUCCAGAAGCACUUGAAGUUGACGUUAUUGAACCUGAUGAAGCACCCAGCCAGCAUCGAAUUUGCCCCCACUAUUGCCAAACAGCUAACACAACUGGGAGCCAAAGAGCAGGAGAUCAUGAAGGCCUAUCCCAAGGCUGAGGACAUUCGAAGGAUGAAAAAGCGGCAGCAAGAGUCCUCCCUCAGUAAUGCCUCAAAAAGAGUCAAACUCGACUCGAUAAUUCCCCCUUCCGAGGACUCAGAAUCUCUCCCAGCUACUGCCCUACCAGUGAAGCUACCAGAGCUAAUAGAACUUUCAGAAUCCUUCAUCGCUGAUAGGUUGAGCGUUGAAAUAGCCACAGAGCUUGUCAUGGACAGCAUGGCCUGGGUGCCAGAUACCAUGACUUCAAUAUUCCAACGUGAAUAUGUCCCCAAUGCCACCACUGACACCAGCAUUCAGCGUCAGACGAUCUCCAAGCUUCUGGCAGCUCAGAUAAAACAGGCUAAAGCUAAAAAAACGAAAAAGGAUCUCAAAGAAGAGGACGCUGUGAUGGAGGAUUUAAUAAAGAAUCCAACAAUUACAGUAGCUGAGGCCAAACGCGAGAGGAAACGAGAGAAAGACAGGGAGAAGGAGAAAGAAGCUAAAGCCACUCUAGAAGCUGAAAAGAAUCUGGCCAAAACUAGGAACAGAAUGAGGGUUUUGAAAUUGAAUGAGGUGGCAAAACCUUUGUCAAAGGACACCAAAGAGAAGAUGCUGCUGAUGGCAGUGAAUAGAAUUCUCAAGGCUGAGAUGAGUGCUGUAUUUGGUGGAGUUGCUGGAGUCAGAUCUAAAAUUCUUACCACAUUAGCUGCAACAUUCAAUCCUUACAUCAAGGAAGCUAUUCUUCGUUACAUAACUGAAGAAAUGAGAACACGAUUGGAUCUAGCACUGGGUUGGCUGUACGAGGAGUAUGCCCUGCUGCAGGGAUUCCAGAGGAGAACAACUCUGGGGACAAAACCCCACGAGGCACCUCAUCAAGCCUAUAAUUUCCUCUUGUGUACCUUAAUUUCAGCUAUUGAUGAGAUCCAGGGGAAAGAUCGAGAUCCUCUACUGGCACGAUUAUACCUGGAAGCUCCUCUCAUAACGGAGGAUGCUGUCGAAGCCCUAAAGAGCGUCUCUUCCGAGGAAAAAAGGGGCUUAGCUCCUUUAGUUCUCCUCAAGGAUCUCGUUAUCAUGAGGCCUACGAAACAAUUGACUUUUUUGAAUGUUCUUCUCUGCCAUACGGGGCACGAAAAGAAAAUGAUUCGGGAUUCAGCUAUUAGUCUGGUUGUUGAAUUGUACGAGAGACCAGAAUUAACAAAAUUCAUUGAGGAGUACACGGUUCUUUACCUGGGAUUCUUGAGAUUGCAGAAUCCACCGGAAAUCGUUUUUGGAAAGGAUCGGGGGAGGGAGCAGGUGGAGGAGCAGUGGUCAGAGUCGACAACCAGAGCCUGUUUGGAGCUCUAUUUAGCUGUUCUCGGUAAACAUCAGGAUUUGAUCCAUGAGUUAGCGAAAGUUUACUCGUCGAUGGGGGCGGAUGUAAAGAGGAUAGUCCUGAGACUGGUUGAGGGUCCAGUGAGAUCCCUAGGAAUGGCCAGUCCUCAGUUGCUGAAGCUCGUAGAGAUGUGUCCCAAGGGGGCUGAGACCCUCGUCACCAGGAUAAUCCAUAUUUUAACCGAAAAAGCACCACCCAGUGUUGAGCUCGUUGCUAAAGUCAGGGAUUUGUAUCAGACACGCGUGUCUGACGUGCGAUUUCUCAUUCCUGUGCUGAAUGGGCUCUCGAAGAAAGAGGUAGUAGCAGCACUACCGAAACUUAUUAAACUCAAUCCCAUUGUUGUGAAAGAAGUGUUUAAUCGACUCCUUGGAACUCACAACAAUGAGAGUGGAGUUCCUCAUACGUCACCAGUGACUCCAGCUGAGUUGCUCAUUGCACUGCAUACAAUUGAUCCGAGCAAAGCCGAGUUGAAGACUGUUAUUAAAGCUACGUCUUUAUGCUUCGCUGAAAAACAAGUUUACACUCAGGAGACACUGGCUGUGGUGAUGCAGCAUCUUAUGGAGCUCAAUCCCCUGCCUACACUAUUGAUGAGAACAGUUAUACAGAGUUUGUCGUUGUAUCCGAGGCUCAGUGGAUUUGUCAUGAAUAUUCUGCAGAGAUUAAUUCUCAAGCAAGUGUGGAAGCAACCCAAGGUAUGGGAGGGCUUUGUUAAAUGUUGUGAACGCACUCAGCCACAGAGUUUCGCUGUGAUCCUGCAAUUACCACCUCAGCAAUUGGGGGAGGCACUCAAUAUGGCACCGGGGCUGAAAGGACCAUUGCUCGCCCAUGUUGAGGCAUUUGCUGAGAAUCAAAAAGCUCACGUUCCACAAUCGAUAAUGGACGUCAUCCAAGGAAAACAAACAGUGGAUAUGCACGACGACUUUGAUAUUGCACCACCAGGAGAAUAUCCACCAGAGCAAAGAAUAGAAACCAUGGAUGUUGAUUUAUCCGAACCAGCCCCGCCAGGGUUAGAUUAAUUGGAUUGGUAAAUGAUCAAUAA